Molecule: messenger RNA, 2178 nt
Organism: Nicrophorus vespilloides
Lineage: Eukaryota; Metazoa; Arthropoda; Insecta; Coleoptera; Silphidae
Product: protein FAM122A
Exons: 4
Coding region: 480-1331 (283 amino acids)
Molecular function (GO): protein serine/threonine phosphatase inhibitor activity
Source: RefSeq, a predicted model, not a curated record
GUAUAUCAUUUUUUCCGUGUUGUGGUAUUGAAAUGUUGAACCAGCGUGGACGUUGAUUCUGAUUGGUUGGUGGUGUUGCUGUGUGGUGUGAAGCGGGUUUAAGGUAUGGUGGGGCGUUUCGUGUUUUCUUUUACACUUUUUUGCUUGGUGUUUGUUAAAGCAGCAGGUGCUACGCGAAGCGUUUAUAUAAAAUAAAACCCGUAGUCUGAAAGCACCAGAAAGGAACGAUUGGUAACGACACCAGAAGGACAUGCGCGUUCUGCGAGUCGAAUUCUGUCAAGCUGCACCAACUAUCGCGGAAAUAAAGCAUCUUCACGAGCAGCGGGUACUUUGAUAGGAGUGGAGAGUUCUUUCAGAGCCAGUGGCUGGACCUGAAGCAGUGACCGUAGAGAGUUUGGUACUGGUGCGAAGCGCGUUUCAUUUUCCGCGGCUCCGUGACAAGAUAGUGUUUGUGUCAAUGUACCGGGGUAGAAAUAUUCAUGUCUUCGAGCCAGGGCACAGAUAUGGACGUUGAUUCCCCAUCGGGGACUCUGAAGAGGUGCUCAAGUGCCCCCAUGAUUAACGAAAACAAUACCGGGAUGACAACCUCGCCCCCAGCAACCACCUCCACCAGGGAAUCUGGUAGUUUUAAUUUCUUUGGUGCACAAAAUCCCCCAAGGACUAGAAGAUUUAGUGCUAGUUGUAGUCCUCUAACAGGUUCACUUGGUUCAAACGUUCGUCUAGCCCCUAGGAUAAAUCAAUUGAGACAGGAAGAGUUUGCAGAUUUAAGUAAUUCACGGGAAUUAGCGCACGAACGUGAAAUCCAUCAUACUAUGCAAAUAUCCCAGUCUUGGGAGGAUCUGCGUCUUGUCACUGAAUCGCCGAAACCUAAUAAAAUGGCACCGCUUCACGUCAAUCUACCACCUUAUAAUAUGGGAUACAAUUCGCCAUCGCCUACUCGAUUAAAUUCUUCAUUUUGUAGUUCGCCUGUACAAAGUUUUCAAAGCCCAACACGAACUGCUCGCACUUACGUACGUAGAUCAGCCAGCCCUGUGCUGCGUCCGAGCCCAUUGGGGGUAAAACGCAAAUUGGAUGAGGACAAGUCCGAAUACCAUUUGAGUCCACGAACGAAACGUGUGCCCAGUUAUACUAAUUCGGAUAGAGUAGGACUCUUGACUACUUCCAGUCCAGUACCUGGUUCAUUGAGUUCCAUCGGAACUCCGGAAAGCAUCUCCAGUGCAGAUUCCCCUAAUUUCCAGUGCCGAAUGAUAGACAGUCCGUCGCCCAGCAGGUCGACCGAAUCUAUGGCCACCUCUAAACAUGACCAAGAAAUGGCUGAGGGCCCUAGUUAAGUAACGCAACAAGUCGGAUUAUUAAUAACUUUUAUAUUCAUGACAAAUUUCCUGGCGGAUUACACUCAGAGAGAUAAUUUAAAUUUUUGCAAAUAAAUGUAAAUUUGGUUAAGUUUGGCGCAACCCUUGGUGAUGCUCACACACACACUGCCAACGAUAUUUUUCUCAAUCGGUUAAUAUGUGUUGUCUUUUAGUUUCUUGUGCCAAGUUAAGUAGUAGAUAUGUAGUAAAUGAAUCCCAGCAGUGCCAAAUAUUCGCCAAAUUUAGUAUACUUAGCCAAUCAUCUAGUUGUAGAUUAGGUUUAAACUCAUCCCUGUGAUAAAAAAAUGUUCGUUUCUCCAAAUGAGAGACUCUUUGAUCUAUCCGCCAGGAAAUUUUUCGAGAGAAAGAGAUAUUAUUUUGUAUAUUGAGUGCAGCUUGAGUCACUAUAAAUGUAUAUUUUAUAUUAAUUGAAAAGAAGUAACAAAAAUUAAGGGAUUUUUAUAAGUCAUUUGGAUAACAGCUUGUACAUAUAAUAGUAAUUAAUAAUUUUGUGAGUGAAGAUGAAAGCACACCUAUUGGAUGCAAUCGAAAGAUGGUGUUCUUUCUUAAACGCAGCACGUGGUUUAAAAAUUAUCUCUAAAAUUUUAUCGAUUUCGUAACAAUUCAAACAUCUAGUCUAAUUAUUACGAUUCCCCACGCCACCAAUUCCAUCUAACCAUUGGGGACGAUUUCGAAAAACAAUAAUUAUCUUUGUGCAAAUUUAAAAUAAUGUAAUCUUUGAUACUCUCCCUUUAUCCUUAAGGUGCUAAAACAAAGAUGUUAUUAUUGUUUUUUUUUUUCGUUUUUAGUACAAUUUGAGUUUCUG